CAUCAAUCGAUCGGGGCUGGCUUUUUUGUGCGGUGUCUAUCUCCCUGGGCAACGGAGAUGCCAACAUGGCGGAUGUAUACUAAUGGAAAUAUUCUCGAUCAAGAGGAGGGUUGAAUUCAUUUCAGGAUAACAGGUACAAAAGUAGAAUUGUUCUUUGAUUGAUGAGAAUUCCAAAAUGUAUGACCGAGCACCAAGAGACAUAAGUUUUAAAAUUGGAUGCACACCAGAAGUUGUUGGUCCUGGAAGUUAUGAUUCAGAACUUAUUAAUAAGUCCAGACUUCGAGCAGAUGGCUAUGCUCCGUUUUUGUCUAUGUCCAGUAGAGAGACUUUCCUUAAAGUUAGUGACCAAGUAGUGGCCGCACCAGGACCUGGCCAUUAUGAUGUUCAUUUGCUUCGGGAUGGAGUCAAGGGCGGAUCUACUCUGUCUAACAAGGCCAAACGAUUUGUGGAGAUCCCUGAGGACACUCCUGGUCCCGGGGCUUAUUCCUCUCAUGCUUACAAAGAGUUUGGGCGCAAGUCAAAAUCUGCCCCUGGCACAGGAAGUGAAGAUAAAGGAAUGUUAAUGUCCUCACGUAUCAAAUUCUACCGCAAGCCCGAGGCACCUUCCAUCCCAUCCCAGGGCCAGGCGUAUGGAUAUGAAGAAUGUGAUGACGGGAGUUUGAAAAAACAAGACCCACCAACAAAGGAUAACUCUUUAGGCCCAGCAUAUUACACACCCAUGCUACCGGACUCGAACCCUACCAAAGUCUACAAAGGCAUUCAUUUCGGGAAACUUUCCUCCAAGAGGAUGGAGUUUUUCGGCAAAUCCGGCCCGGGGCCGGGCGACUAUGAGCCCUACCCCGAGAAGUCGUGUCUGGCCGAGAACACCAACAUAAACGCGGAGGAAAGUCUCAGGUACGAGACCAGGCUGCCCCGGUACCAUGAGCAGGUGCAGAAAGAAGCGGAGAAAAAG
Molecule: messenger RNA, 952 nt
Organism: Physella acuta
Lineage: Eukaryota; Metazoa; Mollusca; Gastropoda; Physidae
Product: sperm-tail PG-rich repeat-containing protein 2
Source: RefSeq, a predicted model, not a curated record